Messenger RNA from Ahaetulla prasina, 3697 nucleotides. RefSeq names its product transmembrane and coiled-coil domains 6 (gene TMCO6). Bases 634 to 2007 code for a protein of 457 amino acids. The transcript has 12 exons. Lineage: Eukaryota; Metazoa; Chordata; Lepidosauria; Squamata; Colubridae. The record is from RefSeq and is a predicted model, not a curated record.
CUGCUGCGCAGACGUUCCACCGCUGUGUGAGGCCUGUGUCCUCACAAAAAAGGCUACGGAGAGCCGACGUGAGCCGGAGAAGGGAGGGUGCUCGUCCUGGUUCUGUCCUAGGAACGGCGUACAGUAGUAGCCCUUUUCCGGAAGGAAAAGAUUACUGGAGACAACUGCUCCGUCAUGCCCCAUUUUCCUUUUGGCUCUCUUCGAAAGCGCUGAGGAAAGGUGGACUGGCCUUGAUAGAGCGCCUCUUACUCGUGUGAAUGCGACGUUAGGAGUCCUAGUAUAGAAAACGAAUAUAUAAACACAGAGCCCAAAUCAGAACCGGAGCUGACUAAACUGGACUUUAAAGAGAGAGCUCCAUCUCGUGCCAUAGUGCUGUAUCUGAUUUUAGCUAUCGUUUCUAUUCGUCCGUUCUCGGGUUUUCGUGAUGGCUGCUCCGGUACCAGGAACGGCUGGUCCGAAAAGCUGGAAGAGAAGUUGUUACCGCUGGCAUGGAUGCAAUGUUGAGCACCUGAGAACUUGGCGGAGAGAGAAAGAAGCAGUUUUAUUACAGCUCUGAGAAGUGCUCGGAGGCUAAAACAGUUGUUCAGUAAGCGGCGUUUAUGUGAAGACAAGUCAUCAGAUGGAGAAGUUGAAAUGGAUGGUCAGACAGCAGCUCUUUUAUCAGAGGAAGAGGUUUCACAGCUUUUAAAAAAAAUCCAGAGAGGAACAGAAGACAGAACAACCUCUAUGCAACUUCUUCGACAAGGCCUACAAUAUAGAGAAAUCCAGCAGAAAUUUAUCAGGUUAGAGGGAAAUAUGUCUGUGCUGAUUGGCCUAUUUACCAGCAAACUAGCCAAUCUGCAGAUGGAUGCAGCUUGCUGUUUACACGAACUUUCACUAUCUACUGAUCCUGCUGUGGUCGAAGCAUGCUUGCCAGCAACCUCUUAUCUCCUGACUUACCUCUCUGGACACAGUGUAGCUCUCAUGGAGCUGUGUUUAUACACAUUAGGGAAUUUAGUAGUUGAGAUGAAAACUGUGAAGAAACACCUUCUACCUCAGGGCAUCAUCCCAGUGUUGGCAUCCUGUAUCCAGUCUCCUCAUGUGACGAUACAAGAAGGUGUUGGCUAUGUUCUGUCACAACUCUUGCAAUCCAAGGAAGCUGCAACUGAAAUCAUACCGUUGCUCUUAGAAACCACCCUGCCUCAAUGCAUGCUUCACUUGGUUUGUUCCAGGCUGGAAGAUGGAAUAGGAACUGCAGUGGAAUGUGCAUGGGGUCUUCACUACAUUAUUUGCAGCCAAGUGAAUAAUUCAUUGCUGAUUUCCCAAAGGACGGUGCCAUCCCUAGUGCAACUAUUGCUGGAAUUGUCCUGCCUGAUAGCAACAACUUCUGUUGAGGGUCUAGAAUUGUUGAUAUGCCCUGUUGUACGGUGUGUUGGCAAUCUUCUUGCGGAAGAUAAAGCAAAUAAUGAUGAACUGCUAAUAAAGGAAGAGUGCCUUCUGAAGGCCUUGUUUGUCUUUAUGCAGUAUUUCCUGCCCAAACACUCCUUUGUUGUAAGCGAAUGUUUGUGGCUCUUGAACAACCUCACUGUCCACAGCACCACAUCUUGUUCUGUUCUGCUAAGCCUUGAAGUCUUUUCUGAUCUGUUGAAGCUGUUACGUUCUUAUCAGGUGAUCAGCUUGCUGGUUCUAACAGUGUUAUGCAAUAUAGCUGCCAAGGGUGCUGCCUACUGUGAAAUGCUGCAUCAAAAAGCUGUGCUUCCUUCUCUUGUAAAUAUCCUUAUUGUUUCUGAUGUCCAAGUAGUAGGCGAAGUUCUAGAACUAUUGCAUCUGAUCUUCCUUUACUGGCCAAAGGCUGCCAUUGACUUUGUAAAUCAUUCUGGACUACAUGCCUUACAGCAGCAUCAAAAUAACCUACAUUUGCAAGAACAAAUCAAAGUGCUAAUUCAAACUGCUAGCCAGAUAACUGCUGUCCCUCAAAAUAAUCCUCUUGAAAUUGAAAAUCUUGAUUCUACUUCCUUACAAACUUGAAGCAAUGACAUAUAUUAAUUUGUUGCCAACAAAUUUUAAAGAAUACCUUUUGAAUACCAGUGUACUACUAAAUCUCUCAAGUCUUAUGUUUGUUUGUAACCUUCAGUUAAGCAAAAUGUUGAUCAUAGAACAUAUUUAGAAUCAAUUUACCUCAAAUGGGUUAACUUACAGAAUGCAUCCCUAUGCUUGUGUUCUCUUUCUCUCUCACACACAUAUCCACCAGCACCUUUCCUUUCUGUUUGUGCUCACGUGCAUCUUUCAUUUCUUUUCCCUUCAGCUGAAAAAUGAUAAAGCAUUGUUAAAAAAGUAUAUGUAUUAAGGCAUUCCAGGAAUUCUGUAACAAUUAGCACAAUUAAUAGAAAUGUUUUAAAUAAGCAAGAUACUCAUUUGUAGUUAUUUGUAAGAACAAGAUUUCCAUUUGGAUUUAAACUUUAAGCAUAAUGAAUGUAGUUUUAAAUAUGUCAUUAAUAUUUUGCCAAAGUCAUGCAUUCUAAUUUGCAAAUGUAAUAUAUAUUUUUCUUUAAAUCGGUUAUUAUAUAUGUGCUUCUAAUAUUUAUUUGGUUGAGUGAUAGAAGACAGCAAAAAUGGACCAAGUUUAAAAUAGACUGGAUAUAUCUGGUGAAUGUGGAAAAAAACUUCCCAGGGAAAAAAAAAUCCACCAAUACAUCAUUUUGGGAGAGUCAAUUGGACAGCAAUUUAAUAAAUAAAUUCAAAAGCUGCUGAACUAAACUCCCCUUCUUUCCAUGAUGUGAUCCAAACUGGAGUGAAAGUUAUUCACCAUGUGCUUCCUAGUGCGCGUGCACGUGCAUACGCACACACAUGAAGGGAAAUGUAAAAUCAGAAGAAUGAACACAAAUUCUUAUGGACACUGCUGUUACAGUGGUUUAAUGAUCUGGUAUUAGGGGAUUUAGUGACGAUACCGGUGUCAUGGACAGAUCAUUUUCCCCUCCGCCUAGACUUUCAGACCGCCCCUCACCACCGCAGGGAGACGGAACCAAUGCGUUGGUUCCGUCCCAGGCGCCUGAUGGACCCAGAGAGGUUCCUGACGGAGCUUGGGCCGUUUCCUGAGGAUCUUGCCCACGGCAUGACUGAAGAACUAGUCGCGGCCUGGGAACAGGCUGCGGCUGGGGCUUUGGACCGUGUCGUGCCUUUGCGGCCUCUGACCCGGCGUAGAUCUCAAUUGGCUCCUUGGUUCUCUGAGGAGCUGAGAGAGAUGAAACACCGGAGAAGACGCCUAGAGAGUACCUGGAGGUCCAGCUGUUCUGAAGCUGAUCGGACACUAGUUAGGUCUUUUUCGAAAGCCUACCUAGUGGCACUGAGGGUUGCGAAACGUUCCUACGUUUCCACCCUCAUUGCGUCGGCAGAUAACCGCCUGGCCGCCCUGUUUCGGGUGACCUGUUCCCUUCUACACCAGGGGGGACGGGAUAACCUCUUGCAGGGACGUGCUGAGGAGUUUAGUGGUUAUCUAUACGAUAAAAUCGCUCAGCUUCGGGAUAGUUUGGACCAAGAUUGUGAUGAUCCGGAUGAGAUGACUGAGACACGUCUUGUUGAUGUUGUUUGGAUGAGUUUGAUUCUGUGGCUCCCGAGGACAUGGACAGGCUGCUGGGGAGGUUACAUGCCACUACAUGUUUACUGGACCCGUGUCCCUCUUGGCUGGUGCUGGCCACUCAGGAGGUGACAGAGGCUGGCU